Molecule: messenger RNA, 1590 nt
Organism: Oldenlandia corymbosa var. corymbosa
Lineage: Eukaryota; Viridiplantae; Streptophyta; Magnoliopsida; Gentianales; Rubiaceae
Source: the annotation of a GenBank genome assembly
AUGGCGGAACAUAAAAACAUCGACCCAAGAAGUGGAUAUUGUUCUAAAACAAAGAUUUUCCACAGCCUUAGACCGCCGGUUCCAUUACCGCCGGCUUCUCAACCGAUUUCGAUUACAGAAUAUGCCCGGUCCCUCUUCCACGACACCAUCUCAUCCCCCGGCUCCGCCGUCACUCUCGAAACUCCGUUCCUCAUCGAUUCCGCCACCGGCCAGCAGCUCACUCACUCGAGCUUCCUCAACCAAGUCCACUCCCUUUCCGUCUCACUCCAAUCCCAUUUCCCGUCCAUCUCCAGAAACGAUGUCGCUUUCAUCCUCUCCCCUCCGUCCUUCCACAUCCCUGUUCUCUACUUCUCUCUGCUCUCCCUUGGAAUCACCGUCUCUCCGGCCAACCCUCUUUCCACCACUACCGAGUUGAAUCACUUGUUUCAGCUAACUAAACCAGCCAUUGUCUUUACCACUUCAUCUAUUUUGCCCAAGCUUCCUACCUCCUUCCAAUUCAAUACCAUUCUUCUUGAUUCGCCCCAAUUCCUAUCCAUGAUCUCCAGCAAAAGUGUUGAGAAUGGGAACUCCAGAGUUGUCAAUCAAGAUGACACGGCAGCGAUUCUCUACUCAUCCGGGACAACCGGACGAGUUAAGGGAGUCGAGUUGACUCACCGGAACUUAAUUGCGAUUGCAGCCGGUAUGUUCCACAACAGAUACGUCGGAGUUGGGCAAGAAUCAAAUCGUUUAGUCUCCUUAUUUCCGCUGCCGAUGUUUCACGUAUUUGGGUUUUUCAUGCUAAUCCGGGGGGCUGCGAAUGGGCAGACUUUUGUUCUGUUGAAUAGAUUUGAUUUUGAGGAUUUGCUGAAGGCGGUUGAGAGGUACAAGGUUAUGACCAUUCCAGUUUCUCCGCCGCUCGUGGUGGCGUUGGCGAAGUCCGAGCUGGUGGAUCGGUACGACUUGAGCUCGCUCCAGAUGGUCGGCAGCGGCGGCGCGCCGCUUGGGAAGGAGGUUUCUGAAAGGUUCGUGGCGCGGCUUCCAUUCAUCGUCAUAAUUCAGGGUUAUGGUCUAACUGAGAGCACAGGAGCGGGCACCAGGAUGUUAAGGCCUGAGGAGGCAAAGCGUUUUGGAUCUGCCGGUCGCUUGGCUGAGAAUUUAGAAGCAAAGAUUGUUGACCCUGAUACGAAAGAGCCUUUACCACCUGGUCAGCGAGGUGAAUUAUGGCUGAGAGGGCCAACAGUCAUGAAAGGUUAUGUCGGAGAUGCUCAAGCAACAGCUGAGACAUUGGACCCUGAUGGGUGGUUAAAGACUGGUGAUCUGUGUUAUUUUGACUCUGAUGGGUUUCUUUUCAUCGUAGAUCGACUUAAGGAACUCAUAAAAUACAAAGGAUAUCAGGUUCCACCAGCUGAGUUGGAACAUUUGCUUCAAGCUCAUCCUGGUGUCGCUGAUGUUGCAGUGAUUCCAUAUCCCGAUGAAGAAGCAGGGCAGAUUCCUUUGGCUUACAUUGUGAGAAAACCUGAAAGCUCUGUCACUGAGGCUCAAAUUCUGGAUUUUGUUGCGAAACAGAUAAAGGAAAGACUGAAGAAGCUUCAGGCUGCAGCAUCUUCAUAG